AUGGCCUCUGAAAUGCAGAACUCGAAUCCGAUAAUCCUGAAUGCCGCUGAUCUGCCAACUCGGCUACCCAAGGCGCCGCAGAAGCCCUAUGCUUAUGGAACUGAUGUUUUCAGUUCCACUCUUCAGUCGCUUGGGCAGUCGGGCGAUUCCUUCUCCCUGAUUUCACACACAGACUCUGAAGAUGAUAAUGACCUGUCAGAUGAGCCUAUAGACGAACAAGAGAUUUUUGACCUUGUCUCAACCAUAUCUGACCCAGAACAUCCAAUUUCGCUGGGAUCACUAGCUGUUGUCUCACUCGCAGAUAUUCUGAUCAAGCCAUCUCUUCCCCAUGUACCCGGAUCCCCUCUUCGCACUGUCACAGUCCUCAUAACCCCCACAAUCACACACUGUAGCCUGGCUACCGUUAUCGGUCUCGGUGUACGUGUGCGGCUCGAGCAGUCACUUCCGCCCAGGUUCCGUGUGGACGUGCGAAUCAAGGAGGGAACACAUAGUACUGCCGAUGAAGUUAACAAGCAACUUGGUGAUAAGGAAAGAGUGGCAGCUGCACUCGAAAACGGAACGUUGAUGGGUGUUAUCGCCAAGAUGCUGGAAACAUGCCAGUAA
Messenger RNA from Aspergillus udagawae, 603 nucleotides. Its product is annotated as iron-sulfur cluster assembly protein CIA2. Bases 1 to 603 code for a protein of 200 amino acids. The record is from RefSeq and is a predicted model, not a curated record. The transcript is spliced from 2 exons. NCBI's taxonomy places the organism in Eukaryota, Fungi, Ascomycota, Eurotiomycetes, Eurotiales, Aspergillaceae. Gene Ontology annotation, biological process: iron-sulfur cluster assembly.